CCAAGGAUGUUUGUGCGUGCCUGGCACGGCUGCUGUUACAUCGUGAUCGUUGUCAUCGUCGUCGUUCUCAGUGUCGUUGUCGUUGUUAUCCCCGUUGUCGUUAUCGACGACGUUAUUGUUGCCGUCGUUAAGUUUUAAUCAUCGUCGUCCAGCAUCGUCCAGUUGCGAGUGUAUCGACGCGGGAACGGGCCGAAGACGUUACGUUCGCGAUCACGGUGACAAGACUUUGACAGAUUCGACGCUUUCCGUCUGCGAGAUGUCAAGUCAAAUAUGUCUAAAAUGGAACAGUUUCUUGAACAACAUCGCGACAAGCUUCGAGAGCCUUUGGGAAGAAGAAGGUCUAGUUGACGUUACAUUGGCAAGUGACGGACAAUGUCUCACCGCACACAAAGUGAUACUCUCAGCCAGCAGCCCAUUCUUCAAAAAGGUUUUCCAGACAAAUCCGUGCCAGCAUCCAGUUAUAAUACUGCAAGACGUACACUUCAGCGAACUAGAAGCCUUACUUAUAUUUAUAUACAAAGGUGAAGUAAAUAUUGAACAGAAAAACUUGCCAGCUCUGUUGAAGGCAGCGGAGACAUUGCAAAUUCGUGGAUUGUCUGGAGGAGAUAUAUUUGCAAAGGAAUCUUAUAAAAGACUGGCAGAAUUAGAGCAGGCAGUGGAAGAAGAAGCUAAGACUCCUAAGGAGGAGGCACCAAAAAAGAAGCAAAAGCUUAAUAAACAUCAGAAUAAUUCCAUCCUUGAAACUGUGCUGGCACCUAAAGUAUCGCAGUUGGACAGCACGGAUGAGUCAACGACGAGUGAACAAAGUGGGAAGGAAGGUGAUUGCCCGCUUCAGAAGACUUUACAGAACCCCCUUUACCAUGGGUUGGAAAUGAAGAUAGAACCAUUGGAGGCAGUGGUGGACGACCUUCAGAAGCAAUCCGCGACGGAUAAAGAUCCAGUGGAAAGACUAGACACGGGUCAAAUCGACGGAAGUCAAGGGUCUGGGAACAGCCCUGCUGAAGACAUUUCCGGUUUAUCUGGGUUAUCCGGCCUAACUGGAUUCUCGGACGUGAAGCCACUGCUUUACGCGUAUCAGCAGCUACCUUACGCCGAUCUUCUGCCGAGUCCGGAGAUAAUCUCAACGUGGGCGUCCUCACGACCGAUGGAUCAUUUGGCCUGUGACCUUAUGAAGAUCCUCUUCACCCCGGAGGAGAGGAUUCUCUGUAACGUAAACGGCAAGAUGGGGAAACAGCAGUUCGAUAGUAACAAAAUACAUUUGAUAAGAGAAGUUCUGUUGCACUUUAGUGGUAUUGCACCUAAUAGCGUCGAGUGGGAGGAGACGUGGAAGAAUUGCGUAACGAAAAUCGACACUAGCAAUAGGGGCUUGAAAAGGUAUCUGUUCCAAAGGCGGUCGGUUUACACCCAAUGACUAGGGCGUUUCAGGUCAGGGGUAAAACGGAAACGUUUUCACUGGCUAGAAUGAACUCUUUUUCUCUCGCUGAUCCGUCGUUGUUCCGAUCGGCUGAGAUCGUUUAGGAUCGUCUUGUGGAUCGCCUCGAGGUUUCCGUAUCCUUUCUUCUCUUGCAGAUUUUCGACUCUCGAACGAAUUGUCUCGUAGAAGAAAUAAUUUAUCAGAGAAAACCAUGAGAAAUCCAUAGGAAAUCGUUGUGAGUCUAACUUAUAAACUUGAUCGGUUUUUUUUUUUUUUUAUUUUGAGGGGACGUGUGAUAGGGGGUUGGGUGUCCAAUAGGUGAAAAGAGAGUAUCUCCGAAGAGACAGUAGGGAGACGGAAAGCAUUCCAGGCAGAGUUCAGUUACCUACACGCUUCACGGUUUGCUUUCACGGGGCAAACGAUCGAGUAACUUUAAAUUGUCUAUUCGAUACGAAUCUUGUACCAUUGUCUUUCGUUUUUGGUAACGGUCGCGCAACGCGUGCUUCGAAAAUCGUUUUCUCACGGCCGUGGAAAGCCGAUCGUUCCGUUACUUCGUCCAUUCCGUUUCCCCGUUCCUCGUACCUGGUACCUUCAGCAACGUAACAUUCCUUCUUUGCCCGUUUAUUUACAAUGUUCACGCAACUACGCACUCUCGUCGUAGAACAGGGGUUGGCAAACUUGUUCGGAAAACGGUUGCGAUAGUAUGAAUUCUUAGCUUUCCGGACCAGAGGGUGGUACGGAGGAAAUUAUCUAUAUAAUUAUCGAUUUAUUUAUUUAUUUUAUAUACGAAAUACAAAUUGAACCAAAGGUGAAAUCUACGAUUUCUGUAAUUAUAUGUUUCGUUUUGUAUAAUUUCUUCUAUAAGUAGGGCAAAAAUAUAAUUUAUUAUAUUCUUAUUUACGAAGAUUUUUUUAGCCCGAAAGGUGCAAUAUAAAUUCUCGUGAAUUUUAAUUAAAAAUCUAUGUUUUACAACGACCUGAGGGCCGUAGUUUGCUGCCCCCUGUCGGAGACGGUCUACAUCAGAGCUUCUUAAAUCAUGGAUGCGUUCGUAUCCUUUGCGAUCGCGAGCAAUUUUGGAAAGUAAAAUGUGUCCAUGAUUUUUAAAUAUAAAAACAUUUUAUCCGUAUACGCGAGAGUUUACUUCGCGUUUUUCUGACAAAACCGGGGGUCGUUGAUAAUUUCCUUCGAUGAAAAAUGUUUAAGAAGCGCUGAUCUACAUAACACGUAUUAAUAUUAAGCGCGCUGUGUCACGUGGGACACGCGGAGUCUUUCCUACACUUUGAAGGCACGGCAUCUACGAUCACGCAAGCAUUAUCGUACACGCGCGUAGCUACACAUAGGUGUACGUUUAUCGGUGUACUGUCACGGGUCGGAAUAUUAUUCAUAAUGGCCGAUAAAUUGUUCGUGUCGUGUCUCGAAUGACGAAUGAAGCUUCAUUCGAGGAAUAAUCUAGAUAGAAAUCUGUCCGAAUAACUGAGAACCUUGUUGCAGAGCGCAACACGCGCAACCAAACACGCGACAACGCGUGUACGCGCGCGUAUAUCGCGCUGGAAGAUGAAAAUGCGUCCUUGAAUCGCGACUUUGCGUUCAUUUCGAUGAAAACAAGUAAAUCGUGGCUCUUAAGACGAAAGAGUAGCAACGUAAAGUGUACUUGCAGAAUAGUGGUCCUUAAUCACUGCGACACGAAUGAUUUCAACGAUAGAUCUAAUAAAUUUUUAAUUUGGCACAGCUUUUGAGGGCGUCGAUAGAGGAAAUAAUAGGAAUUAGUCCGAGACAAGCAUUGGUUAAACCCUUUAUUAUCUCACUAGUGGUCGAGUAAUCAGUGUUUUCUGUAAUUUCUAAAAUUACUUUUCACCCAACAUAAUUAUUCAGGAUUAAACGGUGCGGUUGGUUUCUUCGUGUCACGAUCUUAACAAGACUGCGAACCCUCUAUCAAACUGUGUCGUGAGCUUGCAAAGGUUAAGAACCACUGUUGUAGAGUAUUUAAAGCAGAGUAAAGAGUGACGUGCACGAUACUUUCAAACCGAACGAACGAGGCUGUUCUAUCGCGUUUAUUUGCCACCUUAUCGAUUUUUGUCGUUGGAUCUCACGAAGGUACGAAAACGCUUCGAGUUGGUUAUUAUUUAAAUCUAUACGAUUGUAGACGAAACACAUACGACUGGUUGCAAAUAAACCUAUUUUACAUUUUUAA
Molecule: messenger RNA, 3605 nt
Organism: Hylaeus volcanicus
Lineage: Eukaryota; Metazoa; Arthropoda; Insecta; Hymenoptera; Colletidae
Product: transcription factor GAGA-like
Exons: 4
Coding region: 257-1411 (384 amino acids)
Biological process (GO): regulation of transcription by RNA polymerase II
Cellular component (GO): nucleus
Molecular function (GO): protein binding; DNA binding
Source: RefSeq, a predicted model, not a curated record